This is a messenger RNA of Cucumis melo (muskmelon), 1672 nucleotides long. RefSeq names its product zinc finger protein 4-like. Bases 599 to 1408 code for a protein of 269 amino acids. The record is from RefSeq and is a predicted model, not a curated record. NCBI's taxonomy places the organism in Eukaryota, Viridiplantae, Streptophyta, Magnoliopsida, Cucurbitales, Cucurbitaceae. The transcript has 2 exons. Gene Ontology annotation, biological process: negative regulation of abscisic acid-activated signaling pathway.
AAGGCCAAAAUCAAGCUAUUUGUUACAACUAGUUUUUGUUUCUUGACUAUAUACUUCUCUCUAGAUUGAUAACGUCGCUGUUUCUUGUUUUUUUGGUCAUUGAGAAAUGGUUCUAAGUUAUGGGUUAGGAGUUGAUAAUGUUUUUGGUUUCUUGGCUUUAUAAUACUUCCACUCUGGAUCAGAGUGGUGAGUUUUUUUUGACAUAAAAGCAGAAACUGAGAAGUUAGACUAUGAGUUCCUAAACAAAUCAGCCACUUAGUAUUGACUCCCAAAUGUGAUUCUCAACAAGGAUCCUUAAUUCCUUUAUCCAUUUCUCAUAAUUAAACUACAUCAAUAAUUAACCCACCAUCUCGUCUCUCUCUUCUUCUUCUUCCUCUUCCCACACUUCCCAUCACUUAUUUGCCUUCAGUCUUCAUCUUCUCUUUUCAUGCUUCACAACAAUUUGUUCAAGAAUCUUCAGUUGGCUACUUGAGUUUCUUCUGAUUUUUAUCUUGAUCUUCAAAUGGAGGCAAUUGGGGUGAUAUUGGUACCUAAUUUUGAGCUUGUGUAGAUAUAAAAGUAAAGCUUUUGAGUUUUCUACCAACAGCAGCACUCAAUAAUGAAACCAUUUCUUGACCUUGAAAAGGAGCCUUCAUGUUUGGCAAAUGAUUCUGAUAUUAGUAGCCAAGUUGCUUCUUCCAACUACAUUUCUCCACUCCAUGAAAAUUCUAAUGAUAAUAGUCUCAUAACUAACUCCUCUUUUCUUGCUAACCCAAAUAUUCCUGCUGCUGAUCAACCAGGAUUCGAGUCAGUUUGCCUCGAAUUGACUCUCAAUUUUAACAUCGAAGAUCUUGAAACAAGACCUGAUUCGACAGGAUUUUCAUUGUCAAGCACAAGUGAUCAGAGUAGUAAUGAACCUACAGCAUGUGCAACAAUGGCUGUCCCAAGAGUAUUUUCUUGCAACUACUGUCAGCGCAAGUUCUUUAGUUCACAAGCUCUUGGUGGCCACCAGAACGCACAUAAGCGCGAACGAACGUUGGCGAAACGUGCGAUGCGUAUGGGAAUUCUAGCUGAUAGAUAUGUGAGCUUAGCAUCUUUACCAUUGAAAGGCUCAUCAUUUAAGUCCUUAGGGAUCAAAGCACACUCUUCAUUGCUCCAUGGAGUUGCUGCACCAAUGAAGCCUAAUGAAAUCAGGAGCAGUGCUAGAUUCGAACCGGAACCGGGAUAUAUAGGCAUGCCGCUUUUCUUGGAGGAUGAUGAAGCAGAAGUUAUGUGGCCUGGUAGUUUUCGUCCAAUGGUAGAAACUAGAAGCACUCAUGAACUAACUCGACCAAGUUUCAUACUGACUGGUAUUUCAAGCAUAAGCUCAGCAGAUAAGACUUCGGAGGAUGUCGAAAAUUCGACCCUUGAUCUUACACUUAAACUCUAAUCUAAGGGUCAAUAUCAUCACUGUUUCUGCUGUCUUUAUCUGUACAGUAAGUGAUAAAUGGUGGGUUUAGUGUUGCAAGUUUCAAUCAAACAAAAGUUAAACUUUCCCCAUUUAAGUACUUGUUUAUAAAUCUUUUGCUGUGGGUUUGCUAUAAGUGAUUUUCCUUGCUUAAGGUUCUUGUAGAAGCAUUUUCUUGCUAUCUACUCCUUCGUAUGCUGGCUCUUAUCUUAUAGUAAUGCAAGUGCUCUACCAUUUUAUCCACUC